UUUUUCUUUUUUUUUUUUAAUAAUAUAUAGUAUAUAAACUGGCUUAUCGACGUGUUUUACAUAUUUAUUCCUCUCUUACCGGUAUGGCUCCAAUUACACAACCUCAACAAGACUAUGACUUGGUGGUUAUUGGUGGUGGUUCUGGUGGCAUUGCUUCAGCUCGACGAGCCGCAGCUUAUGGUGCCAAGGUGGCAUUGAUUGAACAACAUGGAGUUCUUGGUGGUACUUGUGUCAAUGUAGGCUGUGUACCUAAAAAGGUCAUGUGGAAUGCAGCUUCCAUUGCGGAAACUGCUCAAGAAGCUUCAGGUUAUGGUUUUGAAGUGCCCACGCCUCAAUUGAAUUGGUCUUUAUUGAAACGAAACCGAGAUGCUUAUGUAUCGAAACUGAAUGGUAUAUACGAUGCGAAUUUGACCAAGGAUGGCAUUGAAUGGUUCCAUGGCAUAGCCAGGUUUUUGGAUGCACACACCAUCGAACUGACACUGAACAAUGACAAGAAACUACAACUGAAAGCACGACGGAUCCUUGUGGCGACAGGUAGUCAUUCGAUCAUGCCUGAUCUUCCUGGCAUCGACCUGGCGAUUGAUUCAGAUGGCUUUUUCCAGUUAGAGCAUCAACCGAAGGAUGUGGUGGUGGUAGGAACUGGGUACAUUGGUAUUGAACUGGCCGGGAUUUUCCAUACCUUGGGUAGUAAGGUGACGGUGGUAUCUCGUACGACACAUAUUUUACGCCAUUUUGAUGAUGUGAUCCGUGAAAAUCUUUUACAAGAAAUGGAACGCUGUGGUGUGAAUUUCGUUUUUAAUGCCAAGGUCAAUUCACUGGUCAAACAAAAAGAUGGAAUACAGGUCAAUUAUGAUGAUUUGGAUGGUCAACAAUGUUCUGUGAAAGCUGAAACUGUACUCAUGGCCAUUGGUCGUGCUCCCAACGUGAUCAAACUCAACUUGGAUGCUGCAGGUGUACAAAUUGACAAGAAACAACGAAUCAUUGUAGAUGCCUAUCAAAAGACAACCGUCGAUCAUAUCUUUGCUUUAGGUGAUGUAUGUGGUAAUUAUGAUUUGACACCUGUUGCCAUUGCUGCAGGAAGGAAAUUGAUGGAUCGAUUAUAUGGUGGUGAUCAAUUCAAGGAUUCGAAAUUGGAUUAUGAAAAUAUUCCUACAGUAGUAUUUGCUCAUCCUACUUGUGGUACCAUUGGAUUAUCAGAAGAUCAAGCGAAGGAAAAGUAUGGAGAAAAGAAUAUCAAGAUUUAUAAUUCCAAAUUUGUCAAUCUUUAUUAUGGUUUAUUGGAUCACAAACAACCUACGGCUUACAAGAUCAUUGUAACAGGACCUAAUGAACUUGUGGUGGGACUUCACUUGUUUGGCAAAGGAAGUGAUGAAAUCUUGCAAGGUUUUGGUGUGGCGAUGCGUAUGGGUGCUACUAAGGCAGACUUUGACAAUUGUGUGGCGAUCCAUCCGACAGCAGCUGAAGAACUGGUGACCAUGCGUUAACUUUUUUUUUAGUAUAGUUGUAUAUGUAGUGUUAGUUUUUUUUUUUUUUUUUUGUCA
Messenger RNA from Halteromyces radiatus, 1541 nucleotides. RefSeq lists its product as uncharacterized. The coding region runs from base 84 to 1484 and encodes 466 amino acids. NCBI's taxonomy places the organism in Eukaryota, Fungi, Mucoromycota, Mucoromycetes, Mucorales, Cunninghamellaceae. Gene Ontology annotation, biological process: cellular response to oxidative stress; cell redox homeostasis; glutathione metabolic process. Gene Ontology annotation, molecular function: glutathione-disulfide reductase (NADPH) activity; flavin adenine dinucleotide binding; NADP binding. The record is from RefSeq and is a predicted model, not a curated record. Gene Ontology annotation, cellular component: mitochondrion; cytosol. The transcript has 3 exons.